Molecule: messenger RNA, 544 nt
Organism: Rangifer tarandus platyrhynchus (Svalbard reindeer)
Lineage: Eukaryota; Metazoa; Chordata; Mammalia; Artiodactyla; Cervidae
Source: the annotation of a GenBank genome assembly
UCCUAUGCUCCAGACAAUAGGAGUUGCUCUAAACCCUGCAGUCCCAUACGUGGGCUCCUCAAAGCAGGCUUUGCCCCGGGGACAUCCCCAGCUUCUAGAACUGGCUCUGCACACAGUAGAUAAUGAGACAAUAACAGUGGAGUCUAUAGAAACUGCACUGCCCAAGGUCACAGUGCCCAAGGUCAUGGUGCUUGGAAACUGCAGGACUAGGACCCGCCCUCCCGGAGAGAUGAAGAUUGCCAGCUCCAUCUUCCCCUGUGAGGCCUGUGUUUCUGCACUGGCUCCUGACGCAGGAACUGACAUUUCAUGCCUGGAUAUGACGGCGGCUCCAGGCCCAGAACAAGAUGCUCUCGGGUGGGUAUGGGCUGGUUCUAUGGCCGAGGAGUCGUUCACCGCUGCUCGGCGUCUGCUCGGAAGCCCGUGGUCCCCAGGUCAGCUGGCUCCUCUAGAGGGUCAGCCUCUCGCUGAGGACAAUGCGGAGGCUGUUGGCUUUGCCUGCGGAAGGCGACGGGAGGCGUCCCAGUACCGCCUGGCGCUGGGCUGA